UAGGGUACAGGCCUUUGUGCGCCUUUCUUAUGUGUCAAGCCCAAAUGCCCACUAGUUCGGUCGCAGCCGCCAGCGGGUCAACGAGCGAAGACGAAGGUGACAGGGCAAGCAUAGCAGUGAGGUAGCUAACCCUAGCGGGGGCGCGCGGGAGCGCGCCGCAUUGUUCCUGAGAGCUAGCCAGAAGGCCAACGGCGGUCGAUCGUUGUCUCGGUGAGCCUGUUAGGCGCCGUUGGAGGAGAUUGAAAUCAAGAGAGCAAGGAUCCAAGCCAGCAUCUCAGAUUGAAGGAAAGGAGAUGGAGUCUCUCCCUGUGCCGAGUGUUCAGUCAAUGGUGGCGGCUGACGGUGGUGCCCAUGUGCCACCCAGGUACAUCCGCCCGAGAGACGAGGCAGUUGCUACUGAUGGAGAGACAGAGAUCCCUGUCAUUGACUUCCAGAGGCUGCAACUCGGCCAUGACGAGGAGAUGGCACGUCUUGACAGGGCCUGCCAGGACUGGGGCUUUUUCCAGCUAAUAAAUCACAGCGUCCCAGAAGAUGUGGUUGAUGGGAUGAAGGCCAACGCCCGGGGAUUCUUUGAGCUGCCAGCGGAAACCAAGAAGCAGUUUGCUCAGGAGCGAGGGCAGCUUGAUGGUUAUGGCCAGCUGUUUGUUGUCUCGGAAGAUCAGAAGCUCGACUGGGCUGACAUUCUCUUCCUCAAUACGCUGCCAGUGCAGAACAGGAAUUUCAGAUUCUGGCCUAACCAACUUGCUAAAUUCAGAUCGGCACUGGACAAAUACUCUGCUGCUGUGAAGAGCAUAGUGGAUUUCCUCUUGGUUACAGUGGCGAACAACUUGGGAGUGGAUCCAGAGGUGAUUGCGAACAAAUGUGGCACUGAUGGGAUCCAGGCGGUGAGGAUGAACUACUACCCUCCGUGUGUUCAGGCGGACAAAGUCAUCGGCUUCUCUCCUCACUCUGACUCUGAUCUAUUGACCCUUGUCCUCCAAGUGAAUGAGGUGGAUGGCCUGCAGAUCAAGAGAAACGAGACCUGGUUUCCUGUUAGGCCUUUGGAAGGCGCUUUCAUUGUCAACGUGGGAGACAUUCUUCAGAUAUUCACAAACGGGAGGUACAAAAGUGCUGAGCACCGAGCUGUUGUCGACAUGAAGAAAGAGCGGCUGUCUAUAGCAGCCUUCCAUUCUCCAAGUGUCCAUGCUGUCAUUGGUCCUCUGAAGGAGAUGGUGGCGCAUGAACAUGAGGCUGUUUACAGGAGCAUAGGCCAUGAUGAGUUUAUGAAGCUCUUCUUCUCCUCCAAGCUGGAGGGGAAGAGCUUCUUGGACAGGAUGAAGAAGCUCUAAAUCAAAGCUGAGAGUAAGAUCAGUGACAGAGAAUCAGAUCGAGUGAUCGACAAGCAUCCUGUUGUGCUUGCUGGCAUUCGAUGAGGUAUUGGACUUGAGGGCAAAGGAUGCAAGGGGUCCAACUCCAAGGUAAGUACUUAGAACCCAUUGUAGUCUCUAUUCAUAUCAUUGUAUCAUCCUUGAGAGAGUACGUAGAACCCAUUGUAGCCAUCCGUGUGCUUGUUGAAAUGGCUGCAACUCUGUAACAGUGGAAGAUUCAGGCACACAAAAAUUUCAGACAAAUGUUCGUAAGAUAUCUGUAGGGAUCAGAUAGAAUUGUUGAUGGUCUUCAGAUUGUUUUUUUUAUGGCCAAUGAUAUUCAUACCUCAAAUAUAUUUGAUA
Molecule: messenger RNA, 1709 nt
Organism: Oryza sativa Japonica Group (Japanese rice)
Lineage: Eukaryota; Viridiplantae; Streptophyta; Magnoliopsida; Poales; Poaceae
Product: protein SRG1
Source: RefSeq, a predicted model, not a curated record